Acanthamoeba castellanii str. Neff is the source of this 939-nucleotide messenger RNA. RefSeq names its product carrier superfamily protein. Bases 1 to 939 code for a protein of 312 amino acids. Gene Ontology annotation, biological process: mitochondrial transmembrane transport. The transcript is spliced from 9 exons. NCBI's taxonomy places the organism in Eukaryota, Discosea, Longamoebia, Acanthamoebidae. The record is from RefSeq and is a predicted model, not a curated record.
AUGGAGGAGUCGCUUGAAGCGCAGGCCUGUGGCAGGUUCUGCGUGCGGGACGUGCCCACCAAAGAGCUCUCCUUGCGCCAGCAGGUCCUCGCCGCCACCGCCGGCGGCAUCGCCACUGCCCUCUUCGUUACGCCGUUCGAUGUGGUGAAGACGAGGCUGCAGGCGCAGUUCGAUCCACUCAGCAGCCAGGCACAACCGCGCGCAACGGGGUCCGUGGACGCGUUCGUCAAGAUCGUGCGGGUGGAAGGCGUGCGUGCGCUGUGGCGCGGGCUCACGGCCGCACUCGUGCUGACCGUGCCUGCCAAUUCCCUGUACUUUAUGCUCUACGAUCGAACAAAGACUCGAUUCGACCGAUCGUUUCCUGCCCUUGCCCCCGUCUUCGCAGGCUUGUUUGCCCGAACGGUGACCGUGUGUUUCACAGCGCCACUGGAGCUCAUGCGCACCUACGUACAGUCACAUGGCAAGUCUGCGCAUAUGCAGAAAGGUAUCACACAGAUCAUGCUAGAGCUGGUGAGGAGUCGAGGAAUUGUACAUUUGUGGACGGGGCUGGCUCCAACGCUGUGGCGAGAUGUUCCCUUCUCUAUCAUUUACUGGAGUUCGUAUGAGUACAUCAAGCAUGCCAUUCAACCAGGCGACAAGCGAGGGUUCCUCGUCAAUUUUGUAUCGGGUGCCGGUGCGGGCUGCCUCGCCGCAAGCUUCACCACCCCCAUCGACGUUGUGAAGACCCGACGACAGAUGUCGAUUGGCGCCGCUGCCACCGACACUCCCCACUACCCGCCAUCGUCAAGAGCGAUCCUGCGGGCCAUUGUGGAGGAGGAAGGGAUGCGGGGCCUAGUCAAGGGCAUCGUGCCACGUACCGCCAAGGUGGCACCCGCCUGCGCCCUCAUGAUCGCCAGCUACGAGUUCUUCAAGCAGCUCUUCCUCGAACCUCCACCAUGA